This is a messenger RNA of Rhagoletis zephyria (snowberry fruit fly), 769 nucleotides long. RefSeq lists its product as uncharacterized. The record is from RefSeq and is a predicted model, not a curated record. Gene Ontology annotation, biological process: proteasome assembly. Lineage: Eukaryota; Metazoa; Arthropoda; Insecta; Diptera; Tephritidae.
GGGGUCGUUCUUAAAGUAUCGAGUAUGUAUUUGUAUUUACGCUUAUCGUUUCACCUCUACCCUGUACCAUUAAACAAGGCAAUAUAAAUAUGGAAGACUUUUACGGAAGAAGUACCGGUUUAGGUUUCCAGACGCAGUUUAACUGCGAAAUCAAUAGAUUUUUGACAAAGGUUGUGGUUCAUUAUUUUACAAACAAAUGUAUGGUACUCAUCACCCAAUACGACGGCCUACCGAAUUUAUAUACGGUACAAUUUGAUACUAAUGAUGUACAUCCAAAACGUUCAACACCUUUGAACAUAUCGGAAUAUCAUACCUCAGUGCCGGUGACAAUGAAAUGUUUGUUGGGUGUUGACAAAACGGAGAUUCGUGCCGCCAUACAAUUUUUGAUCAACAGGACAAAGUUAAGCAACUGUCCUAAUGAAAUGCUAAUUACUUUGGGUUUAAAGGAAAUUAAUAGCCAUGCUCUCUAUCAGAUAGCAGACAUUCUUGAAAAGCAGCUCUAGUGGCGUUCGGUGGUACAGUGAAAUAACUCACAAAUGAAUUAAGUCCCAAUGAAAUAACACCCAAUGAAAUAAGUUCCAAUAAAAAUUAAACCACACCUAACUCAAAGAAAUGAAAUAACUCCAAAAGAAGAAAUUAAAUAAGUCCCAAUAUUUGGGAGUUAUUUCAUACCGAAACAACAAGUCCCAAAAAAAAUUAAAUAACUGUCAAAUUUUCAAAUGCUAUUUAUUUAGUAUAUGUAAAUUUAUACAUAAGCAAACACGUAAAU